Molecule: messenger RNA, 4042 nt
Organism: Lutzomyia longipalpis
Lineage: Eukaryota; Metazoa; Arthropoda; Insecta; Diptera; Psychodidae
Gene: AP-1gamma
Product: AP-1 complex subunit gamma-1
Exons: 13
Coding region: 352-3081 (909 amino acids)
Biological process (GO): Golgi to vacuole transport; receptor-mediated endocytosis; intracellular protein transport
Cellular component (GO): AP-1 adaptor complex; membrane coat; Golgi apparatus
Molecular function (GO): clathrin-cargo adaptor activity
Source: RefSeq, a predicted model, not a curated record
GACAGAUUGACGUCAUCAUCAUUCAGAAGUUUUUGAUGUUCGUGCGUGAUAGAAAAACAAGAAAAUAUAAGUUCUCUCUCGUGAAAAUCUACUUGUUUUGCAAUAUCUGGUUAAUAUAAAUUACCCUUGAGCGCUAAGUACUCUCUCAUGUUCCCGCAGAGUUGAUUUCCUGUGUGUUCUUUCUUUUUUGUGCCUGUGAGCCCCCCGAAAUUUUUGCAUUUUGUCCGUGUUGCAUUCUUUUUUUUUUGUUUCUCACCUCGCUUGUCUCCCAAUUGGGACAACGCGACAAAGAACUGACGGCAUAUUCCCGUGGAUUAGAGCACACCUGCCACAGCGACACAGCCAUUCGCCAUGAAUUCCGAGCACGGAUUCAAUCCAGCCUUUAACAUGGCCAGCAUCCGGCAGGUCAUCAAUGAAGCCGUCGAAAGGGGUAUAAUGAGAAUGCCCACCCCAACCCGCCUCAGGGAUCUCAUUCGACAGAUCCGGGCUGCCAGGACGGCGGCCGAGGAGAGGGCAGUUGUGAAUAAGGAGUGCGCAUACAUACGGAGUACAUUCCGCGAAGAGGAUUCAGUGUGGCGAUGCCGCAACAUUGCUAAACUCCUCUACAUCCACAUGCUGGGCUAUCCGGCACACUUUGGACAACUGGAGUGCCUCAAAUUGACUGCAAGUCCCCGAUUUACAGACAAGAGGAUCGGUUACCUCGGUGCUAUGCUCCUCCUCGAUGAGAGACAAGAUGUUCAUCUACUUAUAACGAAUUGCCUCAAAAAUGAUUUAAAUAGUCCCACACAAUUUGUGGUUGGUCUGGCGCUAUGUACUUUGGGUGCAAUUGCUUCACCUGAAAUGGCACGCGAUCUGGCCAGCGAGGUGGAACGUCUUAUGAAAUCACCCAAUGCAUACAUAAGGAAGAAAGCAGCCCUGUGUGCUUUUCGGGUGAUCCGGCGUGUUCCUGAGCUCAUGGAAAUCUUCCUUCCUGCCACACGAUCACUUCUGAGUGAGAAGAAUCAUGGAAUACUAAUAACUGGUGUAACACUCAUAACAGAAAUGUGUGAAAACAGCCCGGACACACUGAGCCACUUCAAGAAGAUUGUUCCGAAUUUAGUGCGGAUCCUGAAGAAUCUAAUUCUUGCUGGGUAUUCACCUGAACAUGAUGUUAGUGGAGUCAGUGAUCCAUUCCUUCAGGUGAAAAUCCUUCGACUCCUUCGUAUUUUGGGACAUAACGAUCCCGAUGCAUCGGAGGCGAUGAACGAUAUUCUGGCACAGGUGGCAACAAAUACGGAAACAAGCAAGAAUGUGGGAAAUACCAUCCUGUAUGAAACGGUCCUAUCAAUUAUGGAUAUUCGCUCUGAGGGUGGAUUACGUGUACUGGCCAUAAAUAUUCUAGGACGUUUUCUGUUGAAUAGUGAUAAGAACAUUCGAUAUGUGGCACUCAAUACACUCCUGAGGACCGUCCAUGCGGACACAUCGGCCGUCCAGAGGCAUCGUACAACCAUCCUUGAGUGCCUCAAGGAUCCGGAUGUUUCGAUACGGCGUCGUGCCAUGGAGUUGUCAUUUGCACUGAUUAAUGGGCAGAACAUACGGUCAAUGACGAAGGAAUUAUUGGUGUUCCUCGAGAAGGCUGAUUCGGAAUUUAAGGCACAGUGCAGUAGUGGGAUGGUCCUAUCGGCUGAGCGCUUUGCCCCCUCAACACGAUGGCACUUGGACACGCAACUUAAUAUCCUCGUAGCGGCUGGGAAUUAUGUGCGCGACGAUGUGGUUUCAUCGACCAUUCAACUUAUUUCCAGUAGCCCGUCCACGGAGCAAGCUUACAUUUCGGCAAAGAUGUGGGAGGCCCUACAGACACCCAAUAAUUGUGAGGAUAAGCAACCCCUUUUGCAGGUGGCUGUGUGGGCAAUUGGAGAAUAUGGGGAUCUCUUUAUGUACGGCGAGAAGAAUGAUGGUACGAAGCUGAUAAGAAAUAUUGAUUUAUGUUUUGAAGUGAAUUCUUCAUGUUUCUUUUUUUAUUUGUUAGAUAUCCCUCGACCUGCGGAAAAGGAUAUUGUUGAGAUGUAUCAAAAGCUCCUCUGGGCACCACAGGGAUCAACAUCCAGUAAGCAGUACACACUGAUAUCGCUGGCAAAGCUCAGUACACGCCUACAAGCAGCACAGGAUGAAAUUAAGCAGAUAAUUGACGCUUUUGGGUCACAUUUGAACGUUGAUUUGCAACAGAGGGGCGUUGAAUUUUCCCAAUUGUUCAAAACACAUAAUCAUUUGCGCGCGGCAUUGUUGGAAAAGAUGCCACCGAUGCAACUCAAUCGGAUGUCAGCACAAAAUGGUGCUGGUGUCACGUCGCCAGAUGAGAAUGGUGGAGGUGCUGGGGAUUUAAUUGAGAAUGGUCUCGAUGAGGAGAAUGUUGUAACGAUAGCUGAAGGAUCGAAUGCUCUCUUGGAGCUUCUGGGUGGAACAUCGAGUCAGGAAAUUAGCAUUCCAAAUGCCCCAAAGGCAGUAUCAGUACCACUCCCAAUAACAGGUGGUGUAUCCAAUAAUAAGGAUUUAAUGGAUCUUCUGGGUGAUUUGGAUCUCUCAGCUGCUAAUAGCAACACACCAGCAGUGGAGAGUAGUACAAAUGGGAAUGUCCUUUCAAUGCCACCAAUUGUAUCACCAACAGUGGGAAUGAAUUUGGACAUUAGCAUGAGUAAUUCAUCACUCAUAACAGGCUUCAUGGAUGAUCUAUCGAUGCAAAGUGAUAAUCAGAGUACGACUCCUAAAUUAACUGCAUUGGAAAAGAAUGGAUUGUCUGUCGUUUUGGCACCGAGGAAAGCAUCAGGAUGCCUCCAUGUAAUUAUGACCGCCACGAAUUCAUCGCUCAACACCGUAGAACAAUUUUUAUUUCAGGCGGCUGUACCCAAGAGUUUCACACUACAGAUGCUCUCACCGUCCGGAUCGACUCUUCUACCCGGAGGAACGAUCACUCAAGAGAUGAGAGUCAGUCAAUCAUCAAAGGCCGUCUUACGAAUGCGAUUAAGAAUAUCCUACACAACUGAUGGGAAUCCUGUUCUUGAACAAACAGAAGUUAGUGGCUUUCCGGAAGAUGCAUUCGAUUGAAAUGCUGCAGAUGAAGGGACUUGUUGUGUGUGCGUGUGUGUGGUAGAAAAAGUAAGUCAGCAUCCAUUAACACGUUAAAGAGAAAAGGAAAACAUUUAAACGUUAGUUUUAUCGCCCCCCGCGCUCCCACAUAAAAAAUUAAGACGAAGAUGGAAAAAAGAGAAUUAAUUGGAAGACGAUUAAUGCCUCAUUUAAAAUAAAAAGAAAGAAAAAAAAUGAUAAAAUAUCAAAGAAAAAGAUUAUAAGAAAAUGAAAAAAUAUAAAUAUAAAAGAAAUUAUUGAAGAGUUUACUUAAGAAAUGAUGAUGAAAAAAUCGAUGUAAUAAAUUAAUUAAUAAAUUACCUAUAUUUGUUAUAAGCGAUUGAAUGAAUGAGAGAGAUCGUUAGGAGAUGAAGCAAAUAGGAACUUUAUUCACAUUUAUCCUUUUAUUGCAGAUCGUGUUAAAAUUUUGUGUUUUAUUUCUUCCUAAAACAAAAGGAUUUUUUGUGCAAAUUUUACAAAGCUUUUUGAUUUAUUUUCAAAGGAUAGUUCUUUAGUUAGAAAUAGAAAAAAACCGCAUUAACUAUCUUCAUCAAAAUUUUAAACAGAAAAUAAAUGAAAGAUCCGAAGAUGGUUUGUAAAUAAACGUACUGAAGUCAAUAAAUAUAUUUUUCAAUACAUAGCAAAAGGGAAAAAAAUUGUAAUAAAGCUAAAAAAAAAAAAAAAGAAAAGUUAAAGAAGCUCAAUGGGAAGUUGAAUAAAAUAUAAAAAUGAAAGAAAAAGACAUGAAUCCUGUAAAAUUUCAAUGUUGCUUUGUAUGAGCUUAAAUUCCAGAGUAUUUUUUGAUGAAGAAAAAAAUCUUUAAAGGUGUGAAAGAAGAAAAAACUAAUGCAAUUCUAGAGACAAUUUUUAUUAGAAAGAAAAAAAAACAAAUCAAUUUUCCCCUCCCAGAAUAAAUAAUUUAUUUUAUUUUCUAUUUAUA